AUGCCGUACCGGCAGGCGACACUGCGGCCAGUUGAGUUGAAGGGCCGGCGCCUGCUGCAGCUCUCGCUGCUGGACGCGCGCCAGGCAAGCGGCGGCAAUGACACGACCAAGAACCUGUCCCAGGAGGAAGCCGCCGAGCAGCUGCGCGCCCUGCUUCAGCUGCCGUGGUCCUCAGCCUCGCUGCAGUCUUCGGAGGGGUCUGGCCUGACAGUCCAGGUCUCGCGCCGCGGCCGCGCCCUCGUGCAGCGCGCCGCGCCGCCGCCGCCGCCGCCGCCGGCUGCGACGGGGCCCGGGGCGGGGGCCGGCGGGCAGGAGGGGGCCGGGCAAGCGGCGGCGGCGCGCCACGACAGGCGGAAGGCGCUGCUUAUUCCGGGCGAUGUGCCGGACCCCUUCCUACAGAAAAUUGGCCUGCAGACCUCCGACGGCCGCGACAAAUUCGUCCAGAUCAACAAGUUUGUAGAGUUGCUGGUGCACACAGGGGAGCUGGAGCGCCUCUUGGCGGAGCGCGGCGCGGCAGCACACGCCGCCCCGGACCGCUCGGCCGCCGAGGCCGACGCCGACGCCGCGCCGGUGGUCGCCGGCGAGGCCGGCGGCGGCGGCGGCGCAGUCCGGCUGCUGGACUGCGGCUGCGGCAGCGCGCACCUGACGUUCGGCGCUUACCAUUACCUGGCUAAUGUGAAGGGGGCGCGCGUCGAGCUGACGGGCGUAGACACCAACGCGGCGCUGAUGGAUCGGAGCAACAGGUACUGCCAAGACCUAGGGAUGGCGCCCGCCGCGUCGUUCGUCGCGUCCCCGAUCAGAAGCUUCCGCCCGCCGCAGCCGCCGGACAUCGUGCUCGCGCUGCACGCCUGCGACACCGCGACAGACGAGGCCCUGGCGCUGGGUGUGUCCCAGGGGGCGCGCGUCAUCAUGUCUGUCCCCUGCUGCCAAAAAGACCUCCACAGACAGUACACGCGCGCCGCGCGGGCCGCGGCCGUCGGCGGCAGCGGCAGCGGCGGGGUCCUGCCGGGGGCGCUCGGCGCAGCGGCGGGGUUCGCGCUUCCUGGGCUGCUGCCUUCAGCCGACGGCGGCAGCGCGGCCAGCGACGGCGAGGCCGGAUGGGGCGCUGGGAGCGGGGCCGAGGAGGCGCAGGAGGAGGGGGAUGAGGUGGCGGGCGCCGGCGGCGUGGGCGCUCUCUUCUCGCCGCUGCUGCGCCACGGCAUUCUGCGGCAGCGGUGGCUCGACCUUUUGACGGACGCCCUCAGGGCGCAGCUGCUGAGGGUGGCAGGGUACAGGGUCGACGUCGUCGAGUUUGUCAGCGGCGAGCACACGCCGCGCAACCUGCUCAUCCGCGCCGUCCGCCUGCGCACGCCGCCGCCGGCGCCGCAGCGGCGGCGGAUGUGGGGGGAGUACGCGGCGCUCAAGGCGGCGGUCGGGGUGACGCCCCACCUGGAGAAGUUGCUGGACAAGCAGCUGCUGCCCGAGGCGGCGGCGGCGGCAGCGGCGCCGGGGGGCGAGAAGGGCGCCCGCGGCAGGGCUCCGAGGGGGCGUCGGCGGGCGCAGCAGAAAGGAGGGGAAUGA
Messenger RNA from Monoraphidium neglectum, 1560 nucleotides. RefSeq lists its product as hypothetical. The transcript has 7 exons. The record is from RefSeq and is a predicted model, not a curated record. Bases 1 to 1560 code for a protein of 519 amino acids. NCBI's taxonomy places the organism in Eukaryota, Viridiplantae, Chlorophyta, Chlorophyceae, Sphaeropleales, Selenastraceae.